Molecule: messenger RNA, 1291 nt
Organism: Solanum verrucosum
Lineage: Eukaryota; Viridiplantae; Streptophyta; Magnoliopsida; Solanales; Solanaceae
Product: putative pentatricopeptide repeat-containing protein At1g03510
Exons: 1
Coding region: 1-1287 (428 amino acids)
Biological process (GO): RNA modification
Molecular function (GO): protein binding; RNA binding
Source: RefSeq, a predicted model, not a curated record
AUGAGUUAUUUUUCUUCAAACUUCCAACGUUUGCUCUCUUACACAAAACUCUUAACAUCUCAUGUCAAUCAAGGCAAACAUGAACAAGCCCUUUCUCUUUUCCACCAAAUCCAUUCAACUCUCUCCCAUUCACUCGACCCCUUCGUGUUCCCUCUUGCCCUCAAAUCUUGCGCCGCGCUGAGUUUCUCUCAGCUCGGCGCAACCAUUCACGCACACACAACCAAAGCCUCUUUCAUUUCCAACCCCUUUGUCGCUUGUGCAUUAGUCGACAUGUAUGGGAAAUGUGUCUCCGUAGAGUACGCACGCCAACUGUUUGAUGAAUCUCCUGAGAGAAAUGUAGUCGUUUGGAACUCGAUGAUCUCGGUUUACGCACAUUGUAAUGAUGUUGGAAGGGCGUUGGAGUUGUUUCGAGUGAUGGAUGUGGAGCCUAAUCCUUCUACUUUUAACGCGAUUAUCGCGGGGUUGGCGGACACGGAGGAUGGGUUUAGUAGGGCUGUUUUGUGUUACAGAGAGAUGGGGAGGAUGGGGUUGAAGCCGAAUUUGAUUACGGUGCUUGCAUUGUUGCGUGCUUGUCUUGGUACGGCGGAUGUGAAUUUGAUCGAACAGAUUCAUGGGUAUUCGAUAAGGAAUGAUAUUGAUCCAGAUCCGCAAUUGAGGAGUGGAUUAAUUGAGGCUUAUGGGCGUUGCGGGUGUCUUGAGAAAGCUCAUCUUGUGUUUCUUAGUAUGAGAAACAGGGAUGUGGUUGCUUGGAGUAGUUUGAUAUCAGCUUACGCGUUUCACGGGCAGGCAAGAACCGCACUUGAAGUUUUUGAGCAAAUGCAGAAGGCUAAUGUCAGGCCUGAUGGAAUUACUUUUCUUGGGGUUUUGAAAGCUUGUAGUCAUGCUGGACUAGCUGAUGAAGCACAGAUGUACUUUUCUCGUAUGAGGGUUCGUUAUGGUGUUGAAGCAAGCAGUGAUCAUUAUGCUUGUUUGAUAGAUGUAUUGAGUAGGUCAGGAAGAUUGCAUCAGGCGUAUGACGUUAUUAGGAAAAUGCCAGUGAAAGUGACUGCGAAAGCUUGGGGAGCACUACUUGCUUCUUGUCGAACUUAUGGAGAAGUCGAGCUGGCAGAAAUAGCUGGAAGAGCUUUAUUUGAAGUAGAACCUGAGAAUCCUGCUAAUUUUGUGAUUCUGGCAAGAAUUUAUUCUAGUAAUGGGCAAUUUGAGGAAGCGGAAAGACUCAGAAGAGAGAUGAUCAAGAGGGGUAUGAAAACAGCCCCAGGUAGCAGCUGGGUAGUACAUCAAGAUUGACUUA